Ilex paraguariensis (yerba mate) is the source of this 2487-nucleotide messenger RNA. The record is from the annotation of a GenBank genome assembly. Lineage: Eukaryota; Viridiplantae; Streptophyta; Magnoliopsida; Aquifoliales; Aquifoliaceae.
GAGACACCCACCACCCUAUUACCAAACACCAUCUCUCUCUCUCCCCCUUCCACCAUGACCCUCCACAUCCAAAAUGCCAGUCCCUCACUUCUCAACCCCGCUUCUCUUCUCUCCGGUAAUCGUCGCCGUUAUCCUCAUCUUCUCCGGCCACCUAGCACAGUCGUUUUCCUCCGAUGUCACCUAUGCCGACUGUGACCGAACCUUCUCAUGCGGUUCCAUCAGAAAUAUCUCUUACCCAUUCACCGGAGGCGACCGGCCAGACCACUGUGGCCUGCCGGAGUUUCGACUCAGUUGCUGGAACAAUCAAACCGAAUUCACCACCAACUCAGUCACUUACCGAGUUCUCCAAAUCAACCAAACACAAAAAGCCCUAGCUCUAGCCCGUUCAGACCUCUAUAACACCACCUGUACUCAACAAUUCGUUAAUUCAACUUUCAAUCUUUCUUUUUUCACUUCGGGCGUCGAAAAUGAAGCUCUCACGUUGAUUUAUGGCUGUAAUUCUUCGCUUAUGACUGUGAAACCACAUAAUUUAUUCACCUGCAAUGCGAGUGGUGUCAAUUUCACCGAUUCUUAUUACUUGGUCGGACCGGUUCCAAGCGAUCCGAUAUUGAAUCUUUUUUAUUGUAGGGUUAGUGUUAGGGUUCCGAUGCUCAGGACUGUGGGUGAUAGGCUUACUAGGAAUCGGACAACUUUUGGGGAGGCUUUGGCUGAGGGUUUUAAUCUGAGUUAUAGUGACCCGUUUGACAGACAGUGCUCAUUUUGUACUGAAUUUGGUGGGCAAUGUGGGUUUGAUACGAAUUUGGGUGAGCCAAUUUGCAUCUGUGACAACAAGCCAUGUCCUGCGCCAGAAGGCAAGAGUGAUCGGACCCGAACAGCUCUUAUUAUAGGCCUUGUCUUAGCAGGUGCAGCUGUUGCUGGCAUUGGUGCAGGAUGGUUAGUCUUCUUUUCUAGACAAAGGAGAAAACGGCUAGCCGCACAUUCUGCUGAAACUGAAAGCAAAGACCUCCUAACUAUUCCUUCAAGCAAAGGCCUUGCUACUACUCCUUCAACUGCUUUCACUCGAAGCAUCCCUUCUUAUCCCUCCUCUAAAUCUGACUUUGGAAAGGAAAGCACCUACUUUGGAGUUCAGGUCUUCAGCCACACUGAACUUGAAGAGGCCACUGAUAAUUUUGAUCCUUCUAGAGAGCUUGGAGAUGGUGGCUUUGGAACUGUUUACUAUGGCAAGCUCCAUGAUGGUCGCAUAGUUGCAGUUAAACGCCUAUAUGAGAACAAUUUCAAGCGUGUAGAGCAGUUUAUUAAUGAAGUUGAGAUCCUCACACGAUUACAGCAUGAGAACCUUGUGAAGCUCUAUGGAUGCACAUCAAAACGAAGCAGAGAACUCCUCCUUGUUUAUGAAUUUAUCCCUAAUGGAACAGUGGCUGAUCAUCUACAUGGAAGACGUGCAAAUUCUGGUCUGCUCUCUUGGCCUAUCCGGUUGAAGAUUGCCAUAGAGACCGCUGGAGCACUGGCUUACCUCCAUGCAUCGGACAUCAUACAUCGUGAUGUUAAAACGAACAACAUUCUCCUGGAUAAUGAUUUCCAUGUGAAAGUGGCUGAUUUUGGGCUGUCCAGAUUGUUCCCCAAUGAUGUCACGCAUGUCUCAACUGCUCCACAGGGGACACCUGGCUACGUUGAUCCUGAGUACUAUCAAUGCUACCAGCUCACUGAAAAGAGCGAUGUUUAUAGCUUUGGGGUGGUUUUGAUUGAGCUAAUCUCAUCAUUACAAGCGGUAGACACCAAUAGGCACCGUCAUGAUAUCAAUCUGUCUAACAUGGCUAUCAACAAGAUUCAAAAUCGUGCAUUGCACGAGUUGGUCGAUCCAACUCUUGGAUUUGAAAAGAAUACUUCAGUGAGGAGGAUGACUACGUUGGUGGCGGAGUUAGCUUUUCGAUGUUUACAACAGGAGAGGGAUAUGAGGCCUUCAAUGGAUGAAGUGCUGAAGUCUUUGAAAGGAAUACAGAAUGAAGAAUUGAAUUCCCUAGCAGCUGAGGUUGUGGACAUCUUGGUGGAUGACAUUGCUCUUUUAAAGGAUAGCCAUCCCCCACUUUCACCUAAUUCUAGUGGUUGAGAAUUCCUUCUCAUUUUUUGCUUAAAUUUUGAAUGAAGAUGUCAGGAGUGUUGCUAAUCCUCUUGAUCAGAUGUCGCUAAGUGGGUUAGAAUUUCUUUUCUUUUUGUCUACUUGGUUUUUAUUCUGUUGUAGCUGAAAUAUAUUUGACAUAUUUGACGAAUGCAAACUUGAAGGCAAUGUACAUAGUAAAAGGAGCUGCCAAUAACCUUGUAGUCUACAAGUUUUUUGUAUGUAUUUGUAUUUUACACUUGUUUGGUAGUUUGUGUAUUCUGAUGUAAUUUUUAAUGUGAACUAAGCUUUUAUAGGGAUGUCUGAAGUACCCCUUGAAAAUCCUUGUUGUGUUUGUAUGUAUAUUGCACUUGAUUUGAAAAGGGACAGAU